This is a messenger RNA of Miscanthus lutarioriparius, 402 nucleotides long. Lineage: Eukaryota; Viridiplantae; Streptophyta; Magnoliopsida; Poales; Poaceae. The record is from the annotation of a GenBank genome assembly.
AUGCCGAGCCCACCUCCGGCCCCACCCGCGGCGGCUUCGGAUGAGAAGCGUCCCUCGCAGCCGUUGAAGAUGAAGCUGCUAUUUCCGUACGCCGUGAACUGCGUGUUCGGCGGCAUGGGCCGCGCCUGGGGCAUGGCUCUCGUCGGGCUCCACUUUUUGAUCUGUGUCGUCAGGGUCGUCUCCUUCACGACAGACCCAGAGGAGGCCCGCUUCUGGAUACCGAUCUUCCGCGUCUGGGUGUACCUCGGCUUGGCCGCGAUCGUGCUCAUGACGUGCGUGGACAUCGGUUACUACUUGUAUGGGUUGUACGCCUUGAAGUUCGAUCCGCCACAGCAGCUGCCGGCAGCGGCAGCAGCAGCGGUGCAGUUCCCGCCUCCACCUCCGGAGAUCGACAUGUGCUAG